Messenger RNA from Symbiodinium sp. CCMP2592, 1395 nucleotides. The record is from the annotation of a GenBank genome assembly. NCBI's taxonomy places the organism in Eukaryota, Dinophyceae, Suessiales, Symbiodiniaceae.
AUGCGUCGUCGCCAGCUCCUCUACAAUAGCAAGGGCAUCCGGAUCGAUGGAAAUUUCAAAAUGGCUAAACGGUUGCUGCUGGAUGACUCCGAAGACCCUUGCACGGUGUUGCUGGGGUUAUGUGGGACCGAUGGGUCGCUCCUGGAUCUGCUGUCUCCUUUGAAAGGUGAAUGGUGGGAGCCUAUCAGCAGCGUACUCAAGCCUUUGCUGCAAGACAUCCGAGACACCUUCCUGCAACAAGGAUACACCGCUCAGGAAGCUCGCCCCGUGUUCUUCACCACAGACUCCUACGGCAAGCAUCACCUCAAGCUGAAGCAGCUUUUCCAGGAUGUUUUUCCAGAAGGACGACUCGAGCCAGCACACGAGACCCCCAAAGCCAUUGCGAGUGGCAAGAAGGUGCGUGCCUUCGACCUCUAUGGCGAGGGCACCAUCAUCGCGGGUGAGCCUCUGCACGACCUGUUCAAACUUCGCUCUCUCACAAGUGUUUACGCAAAUGAUAGCUUUGACAUGUUGUUGGACCACAAAGAUGCACUCCUCAGGUUGUCGCGCCCACAGCACGUCCCUGCAGCCGGUCAGGCGAGGGUCGACAAUCCAGAAUUGCGCGGAAAGGCACUUGAACUCUUGCGGCUCGCAGUGAAGCUACCCAAAUCAAAAUACCAAGCCGAGGCAAGUAAACCUGCUCCCUCAGUCUCGGCGGAGCUGCGCAGUUUCUUGCAGCAUCCCAAUGUCCAGAAGGCUCCGGUUUGGCUCGCCACUUUCCAUGCUAUUCCACCGCGAAGGACAUUGCAAAGACUUGCUGCUGCUGCUGAUGCAGUCCUUCAUGCCCGGAAUCAAGGCCAUGGCUACGGCUGUGAUGAAGAUUUUCGAGUCGAGAUUCAGCGUAUACUGGAUUGGUACACACCAGGCCGCAAGUCUUGCCGCCGCAAGCGCGGAAUACGCCUUGGUAUGAAGGACACGCCCUGGAAGCCCGGCCGCCGCAGUGCCGUGACCUUUCAGGUCCGCAAACAUUUUAGGACGUUGCUGGACCAUCGUAUGGAGGGUUUGCUGCGGUGGCGAUUGGCAGCACAAGCCCUCAUAGAGGCUGGUGAAAAAAUCGUGCAUUCAGGCACCAUGCCGUGUGAGCGACUCUGGGCCAACUUCUCCAGCUUGUUGCCUCAAGAGAACCGGUUGAUGUCCAGACCUUGGUGGUACCUCUUGAACUGCCUUGGCUACCUUCGUCUCAACUAUGCACACUUCAACCGUGACCACUACCCUACAUGGUGUGAAGCGGACCCGCUGCUGGCUACGAACCUGGACGACUUGAUCAGCAUGACCCAGCUUCUCCGCAAAGACUCCUUGGGACAACAUCCUGAAGUUGUGGUCGCUCUGCAGCAAGCCUUUGCGACAUCGAACUAG